AUGUCACCCUUCAAACGCUCGGCACUAAGCGCGAAACUGAAAACAGAUUCCGCAUUAUCUGUUCAUCGAUCCCUUGCUGAUUCUGUGAUGGAAGACAAUGAUGUAGAACCUACACUUUUAAAAACAUUAGGGACUUUGCGUCAAAUUAAAUAUCAAACUAAAAAGGCUUCCUUUUACGACCCGAACCCAACAAUAUUUUUAUGGCUUAUGGCGCAAACCCCACCUUAUAACGAUUUGAUUAGACAUAUAUCAUUACAUCCUUAUUUUGUUAUUUACUAUUGGCUGUCAGCUCAAGAAUUGUAUUACAAGAAAUACAUUGCAAAACACAGAGUCAUAAUGAGUUUAGAUGCUACUGGCAGCAUUUUAAAAGAAUUUGGGCCUCAUCGUAACAUGAAAAUUACGAAACAUCUUUUUUUAUAUGUAUGUGUAGUUCAAACUUUUGAUGGUAAGAGUAGUUUGCCUAUAUUGCAAAUGAUAUCGGAGAGUCAGACAAUGGACACGAUUGCAAAAUGGCUUAAAAAUUGGUCUGAAAAAAAUACACCACCAAAUGAAUUAGUAUGUGACGACUCAUCUGCGUUAAUCGGAGCAGCUGUAAAAGCAUUUACUAAGCAUACAACAACGAAGGAAUACCUUGAAGAAUCAUUUCAGUUACUGAAUAUACCUAAUUGCAAGUCUCCACACUGUUAUAUUAGACUGGAUACAAACCAUUUCUCGAAAAUAUUAAACAAUUUCUGUUGUUUCAAAAAUAUAGACCCACGUGUAAAGUUUUUUUAUGUCACUUGCUUGAAAAAUAUUAAGCAAUGCCAAGAUUACGAAGUAAUCAAACAAACUGUAAAAGACAUGGUAACGUUAUGCUUAUCGAAAUAUAUUGGAUCUGUUCACGGCAAUGUUUUAAGAAGUGAUGAAGCAAGGAUGAGGUUGAAAAAUUUAUCUGUAUUUAAAAAGAAAGAUAGCAUAGAAAAAAUUUACAUAAAUAUAAACAAUGAUAGCAGUGAUUAUAAAAGAACAUCAGUAUUCCAAAAUAUUAACACUGAAUUAGAAAAUGAGCAUCCAGAAAUUCAUAUAAAUAAAGGCGAUAUUAGAGUAAAAUGGUUAAUAGAUCAUAUCAGCACAGAAAACCUUAUAAAUGAAUUAGAAGAAGAAAAUUUGAAAAAUAUUGAAAAUUUCUAUUACAUGCCUUCAUUAGUCGAAACUUUACUAAGAUAUAUCAGCCAAGUUCCCCUGUGGUCUAAUUGUAUGAUGAAUAUUUAUGAAAGUCAAAUAGAUGCUCCAACAUCUUCCAAUGUAGAAAAUUAUUUUAAAAGUAUCAAAAGAUUUCUUCUUAAUUUAACAACAAAAUUGCAUCGAUUACGAAUUGAUGAUUUCAUUUUGCAGCAUCAUAGUUUUUUGUCUGGCGAAACUAAACUUGCAAUGAGUUAUUUACAAUCUGAUCCUAAAACUAAACCUAAAGUAUCUAAAAAGAAAAUUGCCGAAAUAAAAACGAAAAAAGGAGAAUACUCAGACAGUGAUUCCAUAUUUUCAAAAAAUCCAACAUUUAUCGAGAAUUGGCGGGGUAAAGGUUAUGUAAAAAAAUCAAUUCCAAAGCAACGGAAAGUGAAGGUACCCAUUUUAUUAAAUGGAAAUAUUAUUAACACAUGUGACAAUAUAUUAACGAUAAAUACGUGUGCAUUUGACUCAAUGUCUCAAGCAAUAGCUAUUGUGUUCAACGACCUACGAACGAAAGCUGUGCAAGCAAAAUUCGAUGUAGCAAUGAAUGCCAUUAAAGAUAUUAGAGAAGAAGGAAAGGAUCUCUUCAAACGGCAGAAGUUUAAAAGAGCGAUCAAGAGUUAUGAACACGCUAUAUCUAUAAUAAGACUGACUGAGACAGAGAAUGAAGCAGAAGAAGCAGAAAUAAGAAACAUAAAAGUUAAAUUUUUUGUUAACUUAGCCGUUUGUUACUACAAAAUUGCUAAACCGAAGAAUGUUAUUACAAUGUGUGAGAACAUUGAUAGAUACAUUGACAUCAAUACACAUUGUAAAGGUCUAUUUUACUAUGGAAGAGCAUACGAAAUGCAAGGUAAAGUAGAAGACGCGAUAAAAUACUACAAGAAAGCUUUAAAAUUGGAACCGAAGAACAAAGAAAUCGGGGCAACGUUGUCUCAGUUGGAUGAACGGACAAAAAAAUCUUUUGCAAAUGAGAAAUUAAUGUGGCAGAAAGUGUUUAAUAAAGAAGAUGUUGAGGAGAAAACUGUAUAUGUUGUUGAUGAGGAUUUUAAAAGUAGUGUCGUUGGAAUGUGUAACGAUUUGUCUGAUAGAAAUGAGUAUGCUAAGUUUGAUUUACCCGUUGGAUUGACUAAAGAUGAAGUGGAUUGUAUCAAGUCGUUAACAAGUCAAUUCAAAGGUCUGGUUGUAAGUGAGGGUAGUGAAGGAAACAGAAAGAAAUAUCCAUAA
Messenger RNA from Arctia plantaginis, 2430 nucleotides. The record is from the annotation of a GenBank genome assembly. Lineage: Eukaryota; Metazoa; Arthropoda; Insecta; Lepidoptera; Erebidae.